AUGUUCUUAAAUCAAAGGAGCUUGAGGUAUACAGAUCUAUUCGUAAUGCAGAGAUGCUUCAGGGGUGGGAACAUGAGGUUGGGUACUUUCAUCUUUCCUAAAAUUUCACACUUGUGUUGUCGAUCAAAACAUAAAUUACCAAGGAAGUUUCUGGGGAAAGUGGAUGCAUUUGACAAUGUGACGAUUCCUGAGUUAAAGUUGCUUAAGAAGGUAACUGCAGUAGUUGGUUAUGAUGGUAUUGAUGACUAUAUCAAAGAUGACCUUUGUGAGAAGUGCAAGGACGAAAAUGACGAUUUUGAUGUCUUGUUGGCAUGUAAACGCUUCCCAUCUAUAUCAUUGGGUUUUGCCCCACCAAUUGAACUAUAUGAUGGAUCAACUAGCUCCAUACAUGGGGGGCUUUUAGCAUCUCAGUUUUAUCAGCAAUAUCUCCUCCAUACCAGUGAGUCUAAGGUGGUAGAUCCUAAUCAUCUCUAUGAAACAUGGCCAUCACUACGUCCCAGUAACUCUUCUUCUGUUGGAGAAGAAUUGGAUACUUCUCCUGUGUGUUCCUUGCCAAUUUUGAAGCCAGAGUCAAGACAAGACGAUGAACUUAAUGUCAACAAGUCUUCUACAAGUUCUGCCGUUAUUGAUACUCCAAAUGCCUCUACAUCGAUCCAAGAAAUUUUGGAUAAACCGAUAAAACUUGUACCUGGACUCACGAAAAGGCAAUCUAAUCAGUUGGAAAAUUGUGGCUUCUAUACGUUGCGGAAAUUACUAUACCAUUAUCCUCGGACUUAUGCUGAUCUACAAAAUCCAGAAGUCACCAUUGUUGAUGGGCAAUAUAUGAUCUUUGUCGGGAAAAUACUAUCUUCAAGGGGAAUAAGAGCUAGCAGUUCAUUUUCAUUUCUAGAGGUUGUAGUAGCUUGUGAAGUUGGGGAAAGUAGUUUGAAUUCUGAAUGUAUGAUUGAUGGAACUGAAGAAAGUAGAACAAGAACAAUGUACAUCCAUUUGAAGAAGUUCUUCCGCGGUGCUCGUUUCACAUUCCUGCCGUUUCUUAAAAGUCUUGAGUCGAAGCACCAGGAAGGAGAGAUUGUCUGCGUAAGUGGUAAGGUCCGGGUGAUGCGUACAAAGGAUCAUUAUGAAAUGAGGGAGUAUACUCUGGAUAUACUUCAGGACGAAGGAGAUUCGGCCGCUUUUGGAAAAGAGAAACUCUAUCCAAUAUAUCCCUCAAAAGGAGGACUAAAGCCAAACUUUCUUAGAGAUAUUAUCUCAAGAGGCUUACAGUCAUUGCCUGGCUAUGAUGAUCCUAUCCCUGAAGUUAUCAGAGAGGAUUUUGCGCUUGUAAGCCUACGAGAUGCUUAUCUUGGGAUACACCAACCAAAGACUUUAGUUCAGGCUGAUUUAGCUCGCAGGAGGCUUAUAUUUGAUGAGUUCUUUUAUCUUCAGUUGGGUAGGUUGUAUCAGAUGCUAGAAGGUCUUGGAACCAAACUAGAGAAAGAUGGAUUACUGGAGAAGUACCGGAAUCCUCACCUUAAUGAAGUAUUUGUAGAAGAAUGGUCCAAUUUGACUAGGGCAUUUUUAAGGGCUUUGCCGUAUACUCUGACACGCAGUCAGCUGACUGCUGUUUCAGAAAUUAUUUGGGAUUUGAAACGACCUGUUCCAAUGAACCGACUGCUGCAGGGGGACGUUGGAUGUGGAAAAACUAUUGUAGCAUUUUUGGCUUGCAUGGAGGUCAUUGGCUCAGGAUAUCAGGCAGCUUUUAUGGUUCCAACUGAGUUGCUUGCAGUUCAGCAUUAUGAGCACCUUCUUAAAUUGCUAGAGAGUACGGAAGACACCAAUGGAAAACCAUCCAUUGCUUUGUUGACAGGAUCAACCCCAUCAAGGCAGUCAAAUCUAAUUCGUGAGGGUCUGAAAAGUGGAGAAAUCUCCUUGGUGAUUGGUACUCACAGUUUAAUAGCUGACAAGGUGGAAUUUGCAUCUUUACGCAUUGCUAUUAUAGAUGAGCAACAUCGCUUUGGUGUCAUCCAGAGAGGACUCUUUAACAGCAAGCUGUAUUACAACCCCACCACUUGUAAGCUGGAGUCAAACAGGUCUUCUGAUUCCGUGAAAUGUGAUGGCGUUAUGGCUCCACAUGUUUUAACUAUGUCAGCCACUCCAAUCCCAAGAACUCUUGCUUUGGCUUUGUACGGGGACAUGUCUCUGACACAGAUUACUGAUCUACCUCCUGGGAGGAUACCUAUCGAAACAGAAAUAGUUGAAGGAAAUGAAUCUGGAAUAGAGAAGGUUUAUCAGAUGAUGCUGGAUGAAUUGGAAGCAGGUGGGAAAGUUUAUGUAGUAUAUCCAGUAAUUGAGCAAUCUGAGCAACUGCCUCAGUUGCGUGCUGCUGCAGCUGAGCUUGAAACAGUAUCCAGUAGAUUUCCUGGCUAUAGUUGUGGAUUGCUGCAUGGAAAGAUGAAAAGUGAUGUUAAAGAUGACGCACUGAGGCGAUUUAGAUCUGGAGAAACGGAUAUUCUGCUUUCCACGCAAGUAAUUGAGAUUGGUGUUGACAUUCCAGAUGCAUCUAUGAUGGUCGUAAUGAAUGCAGAGAGGUUUGGAAUAGCUCAGCUACACCAAAUUAGAGGUCGAGUUGGACGUGGUGAUAGGAAGUCUAAAUGUAUUUUAGUAGCGUCUACUGUGAAUUGCUUAAAUCGGUUGAAGGUUCUGGAGAAAUCAUUAGAUGGUUUCCACCUUGCAAACAUGGACCUCAUCCUUCGAGGUCCCGGGGACUUGCUUGGGAAAAGACAGUCGGGCCAUCUACCAGAGUUUCCAAUCACUAGAUUAGAGAUAGACGGAAACAUUCUACAAGAUGCACAUCUUGCGGCACUGAAAAUAUUGGGAAUAUCUCAUGAUUUGGAGAGCUUUCCAAAUCUUAAAGCCGAACUUAGUAUGCGACAACCUCUUUGUCCCCUAGGCGAUUGA
Messenger RNA from Oldenlandia corymbosa var. corymbosa, 2937 nucleotides. NCBI's taxonomy places the organism in Eukaryota, Viridiplantae, Streptophyta, Magnoliopsida, Gentianales, Rubiaceae. The record is from the annotation of a GenBank genome assembly.